AUGACGUACUACUACUACUACUACUACUACUACUACUACUACUACUACUACUACUACUACUACUACUUCUACUACUACUACUACUACUGUGGUCCAUUGGUCAAGUGGUUUCCCACUUCCCUGAGCGCCCACAGGCCCCGUACUGGACUCUCGGUGUUCCUCCACAUCCCGCGGUGCCGUGAUUUUCUCGAGUUCCACCUCGGGACUCCAUUUCGUUAUACCUUUUUCUCCGAAGUUUCUUUUUUCUUUGCUCGCCCUUGCGGCCCUUCUGGGUGA
This is a messenger RNA of Penicillium diatomitis, 276 nucleotides long. RefSeq lists its product as uncharacterized. The transcript has 2 exons. NCBI's taxonomy places the organism in Eukaryota, Fungi, Ascomycota, Eurotiomycetes, Eurotiales, Aspergillaceae. Bases 1 to 276 code for a protein of 91 amino acids. The record is from RefSeq and is a predicted model, not a curated record.